Molecule: messenger RNA, 654 nt
Organism: Truncatella angustata
Lineage: Eukaryota; Fungi; Ascomycota; Sordariomycetes; Amphisphaeriales; Sporocadaceae
Exons: 2
Coding region: 111-545 (144 amino acids)
Source: RefSeq, a predicted model, not a curated record
GUUUGAAGAGGAUCCCUUUCCCAUGGAGGCGGUUUCCCACAAAUCUCACUAGUGAAAGAUUCCGACAUCCUUCUCCAAUCUAUACGAGAAUAGCGACCACUACCACGGCCAUGACCACGAUACCAGAAGCUGUGCAUCACCUUGAAGCAGAGGCGAUCAACGUUCUCGAGGACUACAAGAUCCGUCACUCAUCACAUCGCCCAGAAAAGUAUGAGAACACGGCCAACAAUACUGUCAUCGUAGCUGGUGUUGAACGAGAAGCGCAACCGGUCGAAUUCAACUCCACCCUAGCUCCUCAUCCCUUGGUCCCAUAUCCAGUCACAAAUCCCACUUACUGGCCACAAAGCUUUCGCCAAGUUCCUGAUUACCGGCCUAUCAACACUCGAUUGGAUUGGGACGAGAGACGGCAAAAUACGCUGUUCACUGUUGUUGGAACAAUUAUGAUUUGCGGGUGUUGGAUGGAAGCGGUCGCUUCCACCGUAUGGAGAAACACUAUCGGCGGAUACAUCAACAUCACAGCUUGGAGAAUAGGGGGAGAAUGGUAGUACAAUUCAUCAACAGGUAGUAUAACGGGGGAUUGUUUUAUAUUUUGAAAUCGUGCGCAAUGCUUCGAUGGUUCUGGACUGUAUGCUUUAGUUAAGAAUCAAGUUAUGG